GGCAGGGACUGAGCCGGCCCGGCCCGGCCCGGCUCGGCGGCGGCAGCAGCACCAUGUCGGGCCCGAGCGCCGUGUCGGACCCGCAGCACCCGGCGCGGCUGCUGCGGGCGCUCAGCUCGUUCCGGGAGGAGACGCGGUUCUGCGACGCGCACCUGGUGCUGGAGGGCGAGGAGAUCCCGGUGCAGAAGAACAUCCUGGCGGCCGCCAGCCCCUACAUCAGAACAAAAUUGAAUUACAAUCCUCCAAAGGAUGAUGGCUCAACGUACAAGAUUGAACUUGAAGGGAUAUCUGUUGAUAUCAUGAAAGAGAUAUUAGACUACAUCUUCAGUGGGCAGAUCAGGCUAAAUGAAGAAACUAUCCAAGAUGUGGUACAGGCAGCUGAUCUCCUGCUGCUUACAGACUUAAAAACUCUCUGCUGUGAGUUUUUAGAAGGUUGCAUAGCUGCUGAGAACUGUAUUGGUAUUCGGGACUUUGCACUGCACUAUUGUUUGCAUCAUGUUCACUACCUUGCCUCAGAGUAUCUGGAAACUCACUUUCGAGAUGUCAGCAGCACAGAGGAAUUCUUGGAACUGACUCCUCAAAAACUGAAAGAAGUGCUGUCCAUGGAAAAGCUCAAUGUUGGAAACGAAAGAUACGUCUUUGAAGCGGUGAUUAGGUGGAUUUCUCAUGAUUCAGAAUCCAGAAAGGUCCACAUGAAGGAUGUGAUGUCGGCAGUGUGGGUGUCGGGGCUGGACGCGGCGUAUCUGCGCGAGCAGAUGAUGAGCGAGCCGCUGGUGCGCGAGAUCGUCAAGGAGUGCAACAACAUCCCCCUGACACCCCCGCAGCAGGGAGAGGCCAUGCUGGCCUCCUUCAAGCCCCGGGGCUACUCCGAGUGCAUCGUGACUGUUGGGGGGGAAGAGAGAGUAUCACGGAAACCAACCUCAGUGAUGCGGUGUAUGUGUCCUCUUUAUGAUCCCAAUAGACAGCUCUGGAUUGAACUUGCUCCUAUGAGUAUUCCAAGGAUCAAUCAUGGAGUAUUGUCAGCAGAAGGAUUUUUAUUUGUGCUUGGUGGUCAGGAUGAAAACAAGGGAACGCUAAGCUCUGGAGAGAAAUAUGAUCCAGACACCAAUUCAUGGAGUUCCUUACCACCAAUGCAUGAGGCACGACAUAAUUUUGGUGUGGUAGAGAUUGAUGGGAUUCUGUAUAUUCUGGGAGGUGAGGAUGGUGAAAGGGAGCUGAUCUCUAUGGAGAGCUAUGAUAUUUACAGCCGGACCUGGACCAAGCAGCCAGACUUGACCAUGGUUAGAAAGAUUGGCUGCUAUGCAGCUAUGAAGAAGAAAAUCUAUGCAAUGGGUGGAGGCUCCUAUGGAAAACUCUUUGAAUCUGUGGAGUGUUAUGACCCCAGGACUCAGCAGUGGACAGCAAUCUGUCCUCUCAAAGAGAGGAGAUUUGGGGCAGUGGCCUGUGGAGUUGCCUCUGAGCUUUAUGUAUUUGGUGGGGUCAGGAGUCGUGACGACAGCCAAGCCAGUGAGAUGGUGACGUGCAAAUCAGAAUUUUAUCAUGAUGAGUUUAAAAGGUGGAUUUAUCUAAAUGACCAGAACCUAUGUAUCCCAACUAGCUCUUCUUUUGUGUAUGGAGCUGUGCCCAUCGGAGCCAGCAUAUACGUGAUUGGAGAUCUCGAUACAGGUACAAACUAUGACUAUGUUAGGGAAUUUAAGAGGAGCACGGGCACCUGGCAGCGCACCAAGCCGCUGUUCCCCUCCGCCAACUGCAAACUCUUCCGGCUGCAGCUGCAGCAGGGAUUGUUCCGCAUCCGCGUACCUUCUCCGUGAGCCCGUGCUGCCAGGGGACCAGACUGGAAGAGUGCUGUGCAGUCCACCAUAAUCUAGCUCUAUUUAAAGGAAAAGCUGAGAAAUUACAGCUGAAAAUUACACUGUAUGCUGUGCUUUGGUAUGGUAACUGUUUUUGUUUUAAAUGCUUACAAAGCUUGAGUCUCAGUACUUGUUUCGGGAACAAAUAACUUAAGUACACAUUAAAGAGGAGAGAAGGGGGAAAAUAAAAGGGGGAGAUCAAGGAAACACCUUCAGUCGUAACCAUUUGGAGUUUAAACCUUGUUAUUGAAGGAGGAUUUUGUGUCUGAAACUGGUGGGAAUCUGUUUCCUUUGGCGAAGCUUAUUGAAAAGCAAAAACAAAAAAAGCUUUCAGGUGCGUUUCCCCUGCGGGGAACUGAUACGAAUCCAUGUGCUAUCUGGAACUGGAUAGCUGUAAUACACAGAAGCUACAUGACAACCAACCUCCCUGGUGUGCUGCUGUUGGAGCAUGAGGCCACAGGAGUUGUUGGUCAUUGCACCUUUUAUUUCUAGUCCUUUCUCAAAAGAUAAGGUCUGUGCCUAAAAAAUGGUGGAGGUGUGUACAUAUGGUUUUUCAUUGAUUUGCAACGGUUUCAUUCUGACAAAUAUUUUUAAUAUAUAUAAAAUGGACUAAUCUGAAAUGGAUACACCCCAGAAAAUGGAUACAGUACACCACAAAGAAGUAAACAGUUUUUUCCUACGCUGUCAUUCGAGUAGCCUGAUGAACUGGUCUGCAGGUGGGUGGCGUGUGCUUCUGGGUGGGCUUUGGUGGCUGUUUUCCUUCAAGUGAAAAGGAAAGACAUGUUUGGAACAGUUAGUGAUGAUUGCUGCUUUUGGUAAGAGCAAAAGGACAAACUAAAUAGAUUGUGUUCCUUUUUACUUCAGAUUGCUUGCAAGCUAAGAAUGGUUUUUAAGACUGAGGAUUGUAGAAAGGUGUAUUUUAUGUCUCUUAGAACAAAGGUGAAAUAUGACAAGGAUAUAUUUAUUUUGCAGAAAACAUGGGGUUUGGACUAAGAGUUAAGAAAAAUUUGUACAGUGACUUUAAAUUGGGAUCAAAAGUUGGUUUACUAAUGAUUUCUGUGCUACAGUACAGUCUUGUUUACUGCUGUCUGACUUUGAAAGCUGGGUUUUAUGGUGUGGUUAUAGUGAAGAACUUAGUAUCUUACGUUUUAUUUCUUACUAAGCCUUGUUCACAUCAGUAGUGAUAUUUAAUUGACUUUUUAUUUGUAGUCAAGAUCAGCUGGUAGAACAGUUUUACCUCAAUUUUUGAUUUUUUUGUUGUUGUGAUGGGUGGGACAUAACCUGUAUUUAUUUAAAAGGAAUAAAAUGGGAGAGAUGGAAAAUAGAAACAAUACCUCCUGCCCUUCAGAAAAAGAGACUUUGUACAACCAGUAUUAUAACUACAUACAAGACUUUCCACUCUGCAACUCUGUGGACCUCAGACAAGCCAAACUCUGCCCUCAGUUGUGUUAGUGUAAACCUUUGUCAUCUUUAUUGAAAUCAUCUUACAUAUGUUGAAAUAUGAUCCCAAACUAAUUCAAAAUAUUGGUAUUUCACUAAAUAGUCCUUGAAGAGCCAUUCUGAAACUUA
This is a messenger RNA of Zonotrichia albicollis (white-throated sparrow), 3419 nucleotides long. It is a transcript of the gene GAN, whose product is annotated as gigaxonin. NCBI's taxonomy places the organism in Eukaryota, Metazoa, Chordata, Aves, Passeriformes, Passerellidae. Gene Ontology annotation, biological process: cytoskeleton organization. The record is from RefSeq and is a predicted model, not a curated record. Gene Ontology annotation, molecular function: protein binding.